AUGGGUGGUCUUCAUAUUGCACUCAAUUUCAUGCAUGUCAUCGGCAAGCACAUGGCCGGCAGUGGACUUGGAGACUUAUGGGUGGCAAGUGACUUGAUGGCGGAAGGAUCUGCAACUAAAGUUCUCGAUGGGAAAGCCUAUAACAAAGGCAUGAGAGCUCACAAGCUUACUUUACAAGCUUUUUGGCAUCUUUUGCAUCCUUUGUUUCUCAAUUUUCUUGAUGAACAGGAUUUCUCAGAAGCAGAUAGUUUAUCAUCAAGGGAAGUCAAUCUUGAUGAUCUCAGAGAAUAUGUGAGUUCUCCGUCUCUUCUGAAAUAUUUGUCUUCAUUUUUAAAAAAUAGAUCAGAAGCAGACAAAAACUUUAAGCUUUGGUGGAUGUACAUAGAUAUGGUUUUGACUCUCCUCAUGUUCACAAGAGGUAUUCGGGCUGGAGAUUGGGGAAGCUAUCGUGGUUUCCUCUCGGACAUGCUUCCUUAUAUAGCUCUCUAUGAUCAUGGAAAUAACCUAAAAUCUCUAUCAGUGUACAUUGCUGACAUGAACCAAUUGCCACCUAAAGUGGAGGCCGGCUUUCGAUCUGGCGACUUUGCUGUGUUAAGAACUAAGCAAAAAUUUUGCCAAGUAGAUCCAGAUCAUGCACAGGAAUGGGUUGUUGGCACAUGCAAAGAUGCGUCUGGUGGCAUUCUGGGCAUAACACAAGACGUCAGAACAUUACAGCGAUGGGCUCUGUCUCUUCACUGGAGAAGCAAAAUUUCGGAGCAAACAUACAAUUUAUUUAAAAAACCCCCAAGUGAGACCUGUCACAAAGAAGAGACACGUGGAAGACGUGCUAGAGAUGCACAUGAUGAAAACUCAAUUUUACAGGUUAUGGAAACAUAUAAUCUUGCCACUGUAAAUAAAUCUAAUGUACUGCACAAUGUUGCCACUAAAGAUGUAGCUACAGCAGAAAUUUCUGAUGCCCUUCUGACUGCGAAGCAACGGGGCAUAGUACUAGUUCAAGACUUCGUUUGUCAAAGGCUUGUUAAAAGUCCUGAAAGUUGCAAGGUUACAGUUAGCUACCAUGCCACGAUACAUAAAAACAACACACUUACAUUUGCUAAUCUGUACACAAGAAAGACAAGUCAGGAUGCUCACAAAAAACAAGUAUUUCAAACGGACAGAGACUUUUUCCGACUGUUGAUAUCUGCAUUUGACGGCGGAAGAAAAAUAGACCUGAAAAAAAUUUUGAAGCAUGAGCUCUGUCAGGUGCCUAUUUCAUUAGCUACGUUAGAUGGUGAACUCCGAACAGCUGAAAAAGUAUCCUUAGUUGAAGAAAUAGUGAAAGGGGUUGAGUGCCUAAAACAUCUGCCUGAAAAUGAUAAAUCAGACGCUAUUCUGAUAAUUGAUGGCAUGGCAUUUGUCUUGUCUUUGGGCCGUCCAAACCAAGCUGAAACCUUCGGGGAUUAUGCUGCCUGCUUCAUUAAAAGAAUACUAUAUUAUGGAUACAAGUACAAGGAAGUUCACGUUGUCUUUGAUAGAUACCGUGCACAAUCAGUUAAAGUUGGAACGAGAAAAAAAACAGCCAAGGGUUAUGCUCCUGUGCGCAGAGACAUUGAGGACUGCAACGUGCCGCUGCCAAAGAACUGGAGUAACUUCUUGUUUUUAUGA
This is a messenger RNA of Phaedon cochleariae (mustard beetle), 1644 nucleotides long. NCBI's taxonomy places the organism in Eukaryota, Metazoa, Arthropoda, Insecta, Coleoptera, Chrysomelidae. The record is from the annotation of a GenBank genome assembly.